Galendromus occidentalis (western predatory mite) is the source of this 1524-nucleotide messenger RNA. It is a transcript of the gene Rpt1, whose product is annotated as 26S proteasome regulatory subunit Rpt1. The transcript has 8 exons. Gene Ontology annotation, molecular function: ATP hydrolysis activity; ATP binding. Lineage: Eukaryota; Metazoa; Arthropoda; Arachnida; Mesostigmata; Phytoseiidae. The record is from RefSeq and is a predicted model, not a curated record. The coding region runs from base 137 to 1456 and encodes 439 amino acids.
ACACCGAGUCGUAAAUAUGAGUGAGUUGCGCUUUUGAAGGAGUGUGGACAAGACGCUCAUUUUCGCAAGAAAAAAGUUGACAUAGCCCCUGCUGUAUUCCUAGCCUCCGUUUUCGAGUGACUUCGCAACUCCCAAGAUGCCAGACUAUCUCAGCGAAGACAUGAGGAAGGAGAAGCCGCAGGGGGAAGAUAAAGAAGAGGAAAUCCGAGUCUUGGACGAGGGCGACAUCGCUCUCUUGAAGUCCUACGGAGCCGGGCAGUACACAAAGUCAAUAAAACAGGCCGAGGACGACAUACAGACGAUUCUCAAGAAAGUCAACGAGCUGACCGGAAUCAAAGAAUCGGACACUGGCCUCGCUCCUCCGGCCCUAUGGGAUCUAGCAGCAGACAAACAGACGCUGCAAAGCGAGCAGCCUCUCCAGGUCGCCCGUUGUACAAAAAUUAUCAAGACUCCUUCGGCCACCGGCGGUGAAGGUGACGCUAAGUACAUGAUCAACGUCAAGCAGUUUGCCAAGUUUGUUGUUGAUCUGGCUGAAUCGGUGGCGCCCACGGACAUUGAAGAGGGUAUGCGAGUUGGCGUAGAUCGCAAUAAGUACCAAAUCCAUAUUCCUCUUCCGCCCAAAAUUGACCCAACAGUCACAAUGAUGCAGGUCGAGGAGAAGCCCGAUGUCACCUAUACCGAUGUUGGUGGCUGCAAAGAGCAAAUAGAAAAACUACGAGAGGUCGUUGAAACACCUCUCUUGCACCCCGAAAGAUUCGUCAAUCUCGGCAUUGAACCGCCCAAAGGCGUUCUACUGUUUGGACCACCUGGUACUGGCAAAACCCUGUGUGCCCGAGCUGUCGCUAAUCGCACCGAUGCGUGCUUCAUCCGAGUCAUUGGUUCAGAGCUGGUCCAAAAGUACGUCGGAGAAGGCGCUCGUAUGGUGCGUGAACUCUUUGAAAUGGCCCGUACCAAGAAAGCCUGUCUGAUAUUCUUCGAUGAAAUCGAUGCAAUCGGAGGGGCCCGAUUCGACGACGGAGCCGGUGGAGACAAUGAGGUGCAAAGAACUAUGCUGGAGCUAAUCAACCAGCUGGACGGAUUCGACCCUCGAGGUAAUAUCAAGGUGUUGAUGGCUACUAAUAGACCUGACACUCUUGAUCCGGCAUUGAUGAGGCCCGGUCGUCUCGACAGAAAGGUCGAGUUCGGUCUCCCGGACCUGGAGGGUCGGGCUCACAUUUUCAAGAUCCAUGCGCGUUCCAUGAGUGUUGAGAGAGACAUUCGAUUCGAACUGCUAGCGAGAUUGUGCCCGAACAGCACUGGUGCCGAGAUCCGAUCGGUUUGUACGGAAGCCGGUAUGUUCGCGAUUCGAGCCAGGAGAAAAGUUGCGACAGAGAAAGAUUUCCUCGAAGCCAUCAACAAGGUGAUAAAGUCUUACGCGAAGUUCUCCGCUACGCCGAGGUACAUGACCUACAAUUAGAAGCAUGGAUCGUGUAGGGAGAGCUCAACCGGAAUAAUUCUUAAUAAAGAUGAAGGUGUCUCGUUCGU